Haemonchus placei is the source of this 408-nucleotide messenger RNA. The record is from the annotation of a GenBank genome assembly. NCBI's taxonomy places the organism in Eukaryota, Metazoa, Nematoda, Chromadorea, Rhabditida, Trichostrongylidae.
AUGCAAGCCCUCGUUAACACACACCCUCUCACAAAGGUGGAUCCUCAAGAUCUCACAUCACUACCACUUCGUUCCAUACAUUUUCUACAGGGAAACCUAAAGUUCUUCUUGCCCGAGAGCUCCAACUCAGACGAACGCGAAUGCCCUUCUUACGGGGAAAUAACCAUUACCAACAUAGAGCAAGCAAAAGAAGCUCUCAAUUUUGCAGAAGACGGCGCCAACUCCUUUUGGAUUAAGAGAAUACUUGACAGAGCUACCAAUUGGCCUCUCGGACGUAUCGUUGAGCAUAUUCGAGCUUCCGAUGGCCCAGUAAGAUCAGCGAGAGUUAUCACGUCUUCCGGAAAGACGUCCCAUCGUCUUACAACAAAACUCGUUCCACUUGAAAUUCGAAGCAGUCUCGCUGGCUAA